AUGGCUGGGAGCGACUCUGCUGCUGCGACUGCGUCGUCGAAUGCCAAGGAGUUUCCCAAUACCCGCAUCAUUGGAUAUCCGCAUCACGUCACCUCCGAAGAAUCGACGCUCGGUCUUAUAGACGACGUGCUCAACAGCUGGGGCCGGCUAGAUGUUUGGGUCACCUCCUCCGGCAUCCUGGGUCCGCCUAGCAUCACCGAGACCAGUCCGGCGGAUGUGAUGAGGUGCUUUGAGACGAAUAGCCUCGCUCCGUUUUAUGCUCUGAAAUGGGCUCCUGCUGCCAUGUCCAAGACUACGCCUAAGGGGAGCUACGCGAAUGCUGCGCCCAAGGAUACGAAGUAUGGUUCUAUCAUCGUGGUCUCCUCGGUUGCUAGCACAUAUGGAGGGUGCUGGGGUCCCGCGUUGACGAUGUCUUCGCAUGCGGCACUGGGUGUCGUGCGGUCCGGCGUCGCGGUGCUUAAGGGAACUGGUGUGCGCAUAAACGCUAUCAGUCCGGGCCAGAUGGACGUGGGUGUUGAUCUGAAGGACUUUGAUCGCCGUGGCAUGGCGCACCAGUUACCGCCAAGUCGACUGCAGAAUGAGGAGAUUAGCAAGAAUACGAUCGGGCUCGAACGACCAGGUUUGCCAGAGGAGGUUGCGAGAGUCGCUGGGUUUCUGGCAAGUGGGUUUAGCAGCUAUAUCACCGGAGCCAAUAUGGUGGUUGAUGGCGGCGCAUCGUAAGCACUCACCAUUUCGGUGUUUCGGGAGCCAGCUGACAAUUGUGAAUAACCGAGUGAUGAAUCCGCUGACGGUUCCG
Messenger RNA from Pseudovirgaria hyperparasitica, 796 nucleotides. Its product is annotated as NAD(P)-binding protein. The transcript has 4 exons. Gene Ontology annotation, molecular function: trans-2-enoyl-CoA reductase (NADPH) activity. The record is from RefSeq and is a predicted model, not a curated record. Bases 1 to 720 code for a protein of 239 amino acids. Gene Ontology annotation, biological process: phytol metabolic process. Lineage: Eukaryota; Fungi; Ascomycota; Dothideomycetes; Acrospermales; Acrospermaceae. Gene Ontology annotation, cellular component: peroxisome.